AUGAGCGGUUCGCAUUCAAAUGAUGAGGAUGACAUAGUGCAAGUGCCCGAGACGUCUUCUCCUACCAAGGCAGCAUCAUCGUCUCCCCUAAAGCCAACUCUGUCGACAGUUCCGGAUGCAAAUGUGGCCUCUUUGAGGAGUAGGUUCACUUUCAAACCUUCAGAACCCAGCGAGGGAGCCCACGCUUCGAAGCCGCUCCCAUCUGGGAGCCCUGAGGUUGCACUGGUUAACCUGGCGAAAGAGUUCCCUGAUUUCUCUCAAACCCUGGUGCAGGCUGUUUUCAAGUCCAACUCGUUCAACUUGCAGUCUGCGAGGGAACGUCUUACAAGAUUGAGACAGCAAAGACAAAACUGGACAUGGAACAAAAACGCAUCUCCCAAGAAGUCAGAGACCCCGCCACCUGUUAAGAAAACACUACCAUUGGCAAACACAGGCCGCUUGUCAUCCAUCCAUGGCAACGUUAACAACAAAUCUUCCAAGAUCACGGUGGCUAAACAGAAAACAUCGAUUUUUGACCGUUACUCAAACGUCAUCAACCAAAAACAAUAUACUUUUGAGCUGCCAAACAACUUGAACAUAGACUCGGAAGCAUUGAGCAAGUUGCCGGUGAACUACAAUAAAAAGAGAAGGCUGGUGAGGGCAGAUCAGCAUCUAAUGGGCAAUUCUCGUGAGUCAGCCGCUACGCAAUUAGGUUCUGCAAGGGAGAAACUACUGGCGAAUCGCAGAUACGGUCGCCAUGCCAACGACAACGAUGAAGAGGAGGAGGAGAGUAUGAUGACCGACGACGACGAUGCGAGUGGUGAUGACUAUACAGAAUCCACACCGCAGAUAAAUUUGGAUGAACAAGUUUUGCAAUUCAUUAAUGAGUCUGAUAUUGUCGAUCUCUCGGACCUCUCGGAUACUACGAUGCACAAGGCUCAACUCAUAGCCUCUCAUAGGCCAUAUUCUUCACUAAGUGCUUUUGUAAGCACAAAUUUUAAUGAUAAGAACACUGAGGAGAAUGCAUCGAACAAGAGAAAAAGACGUGCGGCUGCAUCUGCCAACGAAAGUGAGAGGUUACUCGAUAAGAUCACUCAAAGCAUAAGAGGUUAUAAUGCUAUUGAGUCCGUGAUCAAGAAGUGUUCUUCCUACGGUGAUUUGGUCACUUCGCAAAUGAAGAAAUGGGGUGUGCAAGUGGAAGGCGAUAACUCCGAGUUAGACUUAAUGAACCUUGGGGAAGACAAUGACGACGAUGACGAGGAUGAUAGUAAUAACGAUAAUAAUCAUACCAAUGCUGCUGGUCCAGACGGGAAUGGCAAGGAACAAGAGGAGACAAAGGCAGUGGUGGAAGGUUUUGAUGAAACUAGCGCAGAGCCAACACCCGCACCAGCUGAAAGAGAAGUAAAACGAACUAGGAACACAACUAAGCCAGAAGUAGAUGGAGAUGGAGAAGACGUAGAUUUGGAAGCAAUCGAUGACGAAUUGCCGCAGUCCGAGCAUGAAGAUGAUGACUAUGAAGAGGAAGACGAAGACUAUAACGAUGAGGAAGAAGACGUGGAAUAUGACGAUGAAGACGACGAUGACGACGAUGAUGACGAAUUCGUGGCCACAAGAAAAAACACACAUGUGGUUUCCACCACGAGCAGAAACGGUCGUAAACCUAUUGUUAAGUUUUUCAAGGGCAAACCAAGACUGUUAAGUCCGGAAAUUUCGCUGAAGGACUACCAACAAACCGGUAUAAACUGGUUGAAUCUGCUAUACCAAAACAAGAUGUCAUGUAUCCUUGCAGACGAUAUGGGUUUAGGUAAGACGUGUCAAGUCAUUUCAUUCUUUGCAUAUUUGAAACAGAUAAACGAACCGGGUCCUCACUUGGUUGUCGUGCCAUCAUCGACGUUAGAAAAUUGGUUGAGGGAGUUCCAAAAAUUCGCACCUGCUUUAAAGAUUGAGCCCUACUAUGGCUCUUUACAAGAAAGGGAAGAAUUACGUGAUAUCCUGGAAAGGAACUCUGGAAAAUAUGAUGUUAUCGUGACCACGUACAACUUGGCUGCCGGCAAUAAAUACGACGUUUCAUUUUUGAAAAACAGAAACUUUAAUGUUGUGGUUUAUGAUGAGGGUCAUAUGCUGAAAAAUUCUACUUCAGAGAGGUUUGCUAAACUGAUGAAAAUUCGUGCCAAUUUCCGCCUUUUAUUAACUGGUACACCAUUACAAAACAACUUGAAGGAACUAAUGUCACUGUUGGAAUUUAUCAUGCCAAAUCUUUUCAUUUCCAAAAAGGAAUCAUUUGACGCAAUCUUCAAACAACGUGCCAAGACCACGGACGAUAACAAAAACCACAAUCCGCUGUUGGCUCAAGAGGCCAUUACAAGAGCAAAAACAAUGAUGAAGCCAUUUAUUUUGAGAAGACGUAAGGACCAAGUGUUGAAGCACUUGCCACCAAAACACACACAUAUCCAGUAUUGUGAAUUGAACCCAAUACAAAAGAAAAUAUACGAUAAGGAAGUUCAAAUCGUGUUAGAACAUAAAAGAAUGAUUAAAGAUGGGGAAUUGCCACAAGAUGCAAAGGAAAAAUCUAAAAUACAAUCUUCUAGUUCUAAAAAUUUAAUAAUGGCAUUGCGAAAGGCUUCUCUUCAUCCACUUUUAUUCAGAAAUAUCUAUAAUGACAAAACCAUCACCAAAAUGAGUGACGCCAUCUUGGAUGAACCUGCCUAUGCUGAAAAUGGUAACAGGGAGUAUAUUAAGGAAGAUAUGAGUUACAUGACGGAUUUUGAGUUGCACAAACUAUGCUGCAAUUUCCCGAACACGUUAUCCAAAUAUCAACUUCAUAAUGACGAGUGGAUGCAAUCCGGUAAAAUUGAUGCUUUGAAAAAAUUGCUGAAGACAAUUAUCGUUGACAAACAGGAAAAAGUGCUGAUAUUUUCCUUAUUCACUCAAGUCCUGGAUAUUCUAGAAAUGGUUUUGUCCACCUUGGAUUAUAAAUUUUUAAGAUUAGAUGGGUCCACGCAAGUGAAUGAUAGACAACUAUUGAUCGAUAAGUUUUAUGAAGAUAAGGACAUCCCCAUUUUUAUUUUAUCAACAAAAGCAGGUGGAUUCGGCAUCAACUUGGUCUGCGCGAACAAUGUUAUUAUUUUUGAUCAAAGUUUCAACCCACAUGAUGAUAGACAAGCUGCUGAUAGGGCACAUCGUGUGGGACAAACAAAGGAAGUGAAUAUCACCACAUUAAUUACUAAGGAUUCCAUAGAGGAAAAGAUUCAUCAACUGGCCAAAAAUAAACUAGCUUUGGAUUCGUAUAUCAGUGAAGAUAAAAAAUCUCAAGAUGUGAUGGAAAGUAAAGUUAGUGAUAUGUUGGAGGAUAUAAUUUAUGAUGAAAACUCGAAACCAAAAGGAACGAAAAAUUAA
Saccharomyces paradoxus is the source of this 3375-nucleotide messenger RNA. It is a transcript of the gene FUN30, whose product is annotated as DNA-dependent ATPase FUN30. The record is from RefSeq and is a predicted model, not a curated record. The transcript has a single exon. The coding region runs from base 1 to 3375 and encodes 1124 amino acids. Gene Ontology annotation, cellular component: nucleus. Lineage: Eukaryota; Fungi; Ascomycota; Saccharomycetes; Saccharomycetales; Saccharomycetaceae. Gene Ontology annotation, molecular function: ATP-dependent chromatin remodeler activity; chromatin binding; DNA binding.